AUGAACCUCUCGGCGGGGCGCCCCGGCGAGUGCGUGCCCAGCGACCCGCUGCAGUUCGUGCUGGUGCCCGCCGUCUACUGCCUGGUGCUGUGCGUGGGGCUGCCGGGCAACCUGGCCGCGCUGCUGGUGUUCCUGCAGAGCGGCGGGGUGAGGAAGGCCAUCCGCAUCUACCUCAUCAACCUCACGCUGGCCGACAUCCUCUUCAACCUCACCCUGCCCCUCUGGAUCCCCUACUACCUGGCCGGCGGCGACUGGCGGCUCUCGGAGGCGGCGUGCCGCCUGGCCGGCGCCGCCUACUACCUGGCCACCUACAGCGCCGUCGCCUUCAUGGCGCUCAUCAGCGUCAACCGCUACUGCACCACCUUCCCGGCGGGCGCUGGCGGCACCAAGUGCUUCGAGCACGACGGCCGGCAGCGCGCCUACGCCUACGCCAUGGUGGGCUUCUUCGCUGGCGCUUUCCUGGUGGUGCUGGGCGCCUACGCCUCCAUGGCGCGCUCGCUGUCGGCGCCCGCCGCCGCCUCGCCGGGCUCGCACCGGCGGCAGGCGCGCGCCAUGGUGCUGGGCAUGCUGCUGGUGUUCGCCGUCUGCGUGGCCCCCUACCACCUCACGCUGGCCCCCUGGGUGGGCGGCCGGGCGGCGGGGGGCUGCGGGCCGCCCGCCGCCCUGGACGUGCUGCACACGCUGAGCGUGGCCCUGCUCAGCCUCAACAGCUGCAUCGACCCCCUCGUCUACUGCUUCGCCAUCAAGCGCUUCCGCGCCGAGCUCUGCAGCGCCCUGCGCCCGAGGUGGCUCGGGCCCUGCUCCCCGCUGCAGAAAGCAGGGCUCCUGCUCCGAGACGGCGGCCUGGGCGGCACCCCCCAGGCCGCGAGGCGGCGCUCGCCGCCCCCGCCCGCCGUGCGGGCAGGGGGUCCCGGUGCGGCGGGGCCGGGCCGGGAGGAGGCGGCAGAGCCGCACCGGAGCCAUUUUGCGUCCUCGCCGCCGCCACCCGCGCUCCGCGCUGGCUCCGGGGAGGAUCCACCGCCGCCGCCGCCUCUCGGCUGCGCCGCGGCCCGCCCGAACGCACCCGAGCCGAGCCGAGCCGAGCCGAGCCGAGCCGCGCGCCGAGCCCACCCGAACCGGGCCGAGCCGUCGGGGAGCCGCCCGGAGCGGGGUGAGCGCGACCGGCAGGAGGAUGUAGGCGGGCAGGAGCGCGGCAAGACAAAAAUCCAGAUCUGA
This is a messenger RNA of Rhea pennata, 1215 nucleotides long. RefSeq names its product platelet-activating factor receptor-like. Bases 1 to 1215 code for a protein of 404 amino acids. The record is from RefSeq and is a predicted model, not a curated record. Gene Ontology annotation, molecular function: G protein-coupled receptor activity. NCBI's taxonomy places the organism in Eukaryota, Metazoa, Chordata, Aves, Rheiformes, Rheidae. The transcript has 5 exons. Gene Ontology annotation, cellular component: plasma membrane. Gene Ontology annotation, biological process: phospholipase C-activating G protein-coupled receptor signaling pathway; positive regulation of Rho protein signal transduction.